GAUUAGUUGAUGGAGAUGACAAGCCAACAAUGGGAUUUAUAUAUGAGGCAAUGGAGCGAGCAAAAUUGGCUAUUCAAAAAAAUUGUAGAAGCUAUUUGGAAUAUUGGAGAAUAAUUGAUCAUAGAUGGAAUUUUCAAUUGCAUCAUGACUUACAUGCCGCUGGAUAUUUUCUAAAUCCUCAAUAUCAAUAUGGCCCACAUGAUAUUGGAAAUGAUAAUGAGAUCAUGUUGGGUCUCAAAAAUGUGAUUCAACGUCUAGAGGGAGAUUUAGUAAAUCAAGGAAAAGCAUUAAAUCAAGCCCUACUUUUUCGGGACAAAAUAGAGAGUUUUGGAACAGCUUUGGCGCAAAAGGCAAUUAAGUUCACUAAUCCAGCUGAGUGGUGGAUUAAUUAUGGAGAAAGUGCUCCUGAGUUGAGAAAAAUUGCUAUUAAAGUACUGAGCCAAACAACUUCAGCUUCAAACUGCGAGAGAAAUUGGAGUACAUUUUCUCUCAUUCACACAAAGACAAGAAACAGAUUGAAGUAUCAAAAAUUACAUGCACUUGUCUUUGUGCACUACAACAUGAGGCUGAAAAUCAGAAAUGUGACAAGAAAGAGCCAACAGGAGUUAGACAGGAGCUACGAUCCAAUUAAUUUGGAUUAUAUUUUUGAAGAAGAUGAUCCGUUAAACUCUUGGUUGGAGGAAAGGGAAUCUUCAUUGCUUGAUGGGCAACCAAAUCCAUGGUUAGAUGAUGAAGAGGCGGGUAAUGCUCCAUCACAACUCAAACUCAAGGACAACAAGGUACUGCUGGUGAUGAUGAUUCUUUUAUUUUAUCCAGCUCUAGUAGUGAUGAUGAUGAUGGUGGUGGUGAUCAAGGUGGAGGAGGAACCACAGUUGAAGGAGGUGGUAGUCGUAGUUCACAAGAUCCACCUAGUCAAAGACAAAGUGGAAUUAGAAUUGCUUCUGAACCAUCUCCAAUGCGUACAUAUCAAAGAUCACGAGGCUCUCAUAGUUCUAGUACUGGUGGUGCUGAAACAUCCCAAACAAGAGGUAAGGAUGUUGCAUAUGAGGAGGAGGGGUCAAUUGAUUCAUUAAAUUAUGGAUACAACGCUGGCACGCAUAAUCCAAAUUUUAUGUAUGGUGGUGGACCUGGUGGUAGCUCAUCAUCUGAAGAUACUUCAUCAAAUUAUGGGUUCCAUGGCCAAUUUAGAGGGGUGUCAUAUCCAACAAAUUAUCCUCCUACAUAUUCAUAUUACCCCUUAUCAGGAGCAGAGUCAGCUUUAUCAUACCCUCAGCCAACUUAUGGUGAUCCUAAUGAUAUUAUGGGUGGUGGUUCUUUAUUCAGUUUUGAUCCACAACAAUACUAUCAACAUCAGCAGCAUCACCUUAAUGAUCAAAGCUCAGAGAGCCAAAGUCAAGACCAACAAAAACCUGCACGACGUUCUUUUU
Messenger RNA from Manihot esculenta (cassava), 1427 nucleotides. RefSeq lists its product as uncharacterized. The record is from RefSeq and is a predicted model, not a curated record. The transcript has 4 exons. NCBI's taxonomy places the organism in Eukaryota, Viridiplantae, Streptophyta, Magnoliopsida, Malpighiales, Euphorbiaceae. Bases 30 to 1073 code for a protein of 347 amino acids. Gene Ontology annotation, molecular function: protein dimerization activity.